AUGCUGAAAAUCCAAGGAAGCAGUCUUUGGGCUGCCCUGGGCAUCCUGCUCAUCCACUUGGUGGGAGGAGCGCCCAACAACUGCCUGGACAGCGGCUGGUGCCGAGACACGGAGACAGAAGCGGAGGUCGAGGUAAGUGGGCAGGGCGGAGGGGAGGGGGCCGUCGCGGGUCUUGGAGAAGCACUUGGAACUCCCUGCCACAAGAUACGGCGAUGGCUGCUUGGCUUGGGUGCCUUUGAAAGGGGGGUGAGGCACACUUGUAGAGGAGGAAAGGCCCAUCAGCAGCGAUAGCAAAGGGGAGCCUCCCUGCUCAGUGUCUUGCUGUUGUUUAGUCAUUUAGUCAUGUCCGACUCUUCGUGACCCCCUGGACCAGAGCACGCCAGGCACUUCUGUCUUCCACUGCCUCCCACAGUUUGGUCAGACUCAUGCUGGUAGCUUCGAGAACACUGUCCCACCAUCUCCUCCUCUUUCGUCCCCUUCUCCUUGUGCCCUCCAUCUUUCCCAACAUCAGGGUCUUUUCCAGGGAGUCUUCUCUUCUCAUGAGGUGGCCAAAGUACUGGAGCCUCAGCUUCAGGAUCUGUCCUUCCAGUGAGCACUCAGGGCUGAUUUCCUUCAGAAUGGAUCGGUUUGAUCUUCUUGCAGUCCAUGGGACUCUCAAGAGUCUCCUCCAGCAUCAGAAUUCAAAAGCAUCAAUUCUUCGGCGAUCAGCCUUCUUUAUGGUCCUCUAAAAACAGUUAAGAGCACAGGAAGGUGCCUUGCAAUGAGUCAAACCAUUACUCCACCUAACCCUAACUCAGUAUGGCUUAGGGCCCUCAUAUCUACGGGACCGCCUCUCCUGGUAUGCCCCGCAGAGGAUCUUAAGGUUCAUGAAUAAUCAUAGUUUAGAGGUCCCGGGCCUUAAGGAAGUCAAACUAUCCUCCACCAGGGCCAGGGCCUUCUCAGUGAUGGCUCCGACCUGGUGGAACGCUCUGUCCCAUGAGACCAGGGCCCUGCAGGAUUUAACCUCAUUCCGCAGGGCCUGUAAGACAGAACUAUCCCGCCUGGCUUUCAAUUUGAAUUUAGCCUGAUCUUUUAUUCCCCUUCCUUCCCUCCCCCUCCCCUUUUAUGAAGAUCACCCACUCUGGGAUCCCACAGCUAAUUCUCCCCUGCUCUCCCUGCUGGCCCAAGUAGGACUAAUUUAGCCAGCUAGCCCUGUUGACCAUCUAACGUUUAUUGGAUGGAUUUCCCCCCUAAAUUGAUUUUUGAAUUCUGAAUUUAUUGCUAUUCACAUUUUAUACUGUAUUUUAUGCUGUUUUUUGUUGCAUCAAUUAAGCAACAAAAAGUUGCACUGAGAAGGCCCUGGCCCUGGUUGAGGCUAAUCUGACUUCCUUAGGGCCCGGGACCUCAAGGGUGUUGCUAUUUAUGGAUGUUAAGGUCUUCCGUGGGGCAUACCGGGAGAGGCGGUCCCGUAGGUACGAGGGUCCUAGGCCGUGAAGGUGUUUAAAGGUCAAGACCAGCACCUUAAAUCUGACCCUGUACUCCACUGGGAGCCAGUGCAGCUUGAAAAGCACUGGGUGAAUCUGCUCCCAUGGCAGGGACCCCGUGAGGAGCCUCGCUGCAGCAUUCUGCACCCGCUGGAGUUUCUGGGACAGCUUCAAGGGCAGCCCCGCGUGGAGCAAAUUACAGUAGUCAAGCCUGGAGGUGACUGUAGAGUUGGAAGGUACCCUGUGGGCCAUCUAGUCUGACCCCCUGCAAUGCAGGGAUCUCAGCCCAGCCUCCCAGCCUCUGCUUAAAAGGAAAAAGAUUCCGCCACCUCCCGAGGAAGUCUGUUCCACUGCUGAGUGGCUCUUUCUGCCAGAAAGUUCUUCCUGAUUUGUUGCAGGAAUCUCCUUUCCGGUAACUUGAAGCCAUGGGUUCAGGUCUUGACCCAGGAGAAAACAAGCUUGUUCCCUCUUCCACAGAAGCCUAGUUUGGGCCUGAGACAGCAGUUCCUUACUUUUAUUUUUAUUUUUUAUAUACAGUUUUAUUGAUUUUUUUAACAUCUCAGUUCCCACAGUCAUACAACAUAACUUCUCAUCUUAUACAAUGUUUUUAGACUUCCAUCAACACUUCUGAUAAUUUUCCAUCUCUAUCGCUUAUUAUGCAUUUCUUAAUUUCUAUAUUACAUUUAAUUAUCCUUAACUAAUAAUUCUCCUCAUUAUAUUUCUUGCAAUAUUUCAAAUAAUUCACCUUACAAAACUUCUUGCAAUCCUACUAGCGUAAUCUGUUCAUCACAAUUGCUUUUCAAAUAGUAAAUUUACUCCAGUCUUCUGAGAAUCUCUGGUCCCGCAGCUUUCAAAUCCUUCCUGUUAAUUUAUCUAACUCUGCCUAGUCCAUCAGUUUCACCCUCCAUUCUUCUUUCGUUGGUAGUUCUUCUUGAGCAGCUGCUUUGAAAGCCAAGGCGCAGCCCAGGAACCUUGCAGAAUAUUAAUAAAGCCUUCCCUAAAUGCAAUCUGUAAAUUCAAAGAUUUCUGUGCUUGUUUUUUUUUUAAAAAAUAAAUAUUUAGCGUUAAUUGAGAAUUUUCAGUUAGGAAAUUAAGUGAAAGGAAAGGAGAGAAGAAGAAAAAAUACUUGAAAUAAUGAUUCAGUACCUAAUAGAGUGGAACCUUGAUUCCCGAAUGGCUGAGUUGCCAAAUAAAUUGGCUCCAAGUGUCCAGGUUUGCGAACAUUUUUCGGAAGCUCAACUUCUGACACGGCUUCCGCUUGAGUUCAGGAAGCUUCUGCAGCCAGCUGGAAGCCGCGCCUUGGUUUUUGAAUGGUUUCAGGAGUCGAACGGACUCCCAGAAAGGAUUGAGUUUGAGAGCCAGGGUACCACUGUACAGGUACUGGCAUCCCCCUGACCUGUGUGCAAUCGACUUUGCACAGUUGCAUAUUUGUGCCUCGCUGGGAAAUAAAUACAGUGGACGCCUGGGUUGCAAACGUGAUCUGUGCAGGAUGCACAUUUGCAACUCGCAGCAAUGCGUCUGUGCACACGUGGGUUGCAAUUCGGCGCUUCUGCACAUGCACAAAGUGCAAUUUAGCAUAUGCGCGGCCACCAAAACCUGGAACUAACCUGUUCUGGUACUUCCAGGUUUCGGCAGUUCGUAACCUGAAAAAAACGCAACCUGAAGCAUCUGUAACCUGAGGUAUGACUGUUUGUUGUUUAGUCGUUUAGUUGUGUCCAACUCUUCAUGACCCCAUGGACCAGAGCACACCAGGCACUCCUGUUUUCCACUGCCUCCCACAGUUUGGUCAAACUCAUGCUGGUAGCUUCCAGAACACUGUCCCACCAUCUCGUCCUCUGUCGUCCCCUUCUCCUUGUGCCCUCCAUCUUUCCCAACAUCAGGGUCUUUUCCAGGGAGUCUUCUCUUCUCAUGAGGUGGCCAAAGUACUGGAGCCUCAGCUUCAGGAUCUGUCCUUCCAGUGAGCACUCAGGGCUGGUUUCCUUCAGAAUGGAGAGGUUGGAUCUUCUUGCAGUCCAUGGGGCUCUCAAGAGUCUCCUCCUGCCCCAGAAUUCAAAAGAGACCCGACUUACAGCAGGGCUUUGUUUAGGGUGCUCAGUCUCCCCACCUAACGGCCAAUGUACGGGGGAGCGCAGCAGCAGCUUUUCUGCUCAUCUUCCAACCUCCUGCCAGCGCCAGAGCUUCAAUUCCAGUUGUGGAUAUUUUUGGCACAGUCUUUUUUGGCACAGAUCGCAGAGAGAGUGGCAGGGCAGGCAUUAAAAGAGUGUUUAGAGGGUGCUCCCUACUUUUGCCGUUUUCGCUCCUGCAUGCAGGGUGCUAGAACGCAACACUCGUGUAAGUGGAGAGACUCCUGUACGUAAGUAAUAGAAUCAUUCCAACAAAUGAAAAAUCAUUAACAAGUCGUCAUAAUUCCUAUGUGGGGGAUAAAAUCGUGAUAUGGAAUUAUGAAAACACUGGUGAGAGAUAAGAGACAGGACUGUGAUUUGGAAAAUGUUUCGGAAUUCAGACCGUGGGAAGUUGUGAAAUUAAGAUUAUAAUUUGGAAGACAAUUGGACUUUUUUAUUUUAGUUUUUUAGUUUUACAGUGGUGUCUUGGGUUACAUACGCUUCAGGUUACAAACGCUUCAGGUUACAGACUCCGCUAACCCAGAAAUAGUACCUCGGGUUAACACUUUGCUUCAGGAUGAGAACAGAAAUCGUGUUCCGGCAGCACGGCGGCAGCGGAGGCCCCAUUAGCUAAAGUGGUGCUUCAGGUUAAGAACAGUUUCAGGUUAAGAACGGAAAUCCAGAAUGAAUUAACCCGAGGUACCACUGUAUUGGAUUGUGAUUUGAUAUGUUAAUUGGAUUUUCUUUUUGGAAAAUUAAUAAACACUUUAACAAAAAAUACAACACGUCAGUAUAAUUCCUAUCAAUGCAUCCCAAACACCGUCGAAUUUAUCCCUACACAAUCUGCGUCUAAAAGCAGCAAUCCGUUUGUAUAUUGCCAGAAUUGUCGUAUCUUCUCCCCAUUGAUCGAAGGGGGGCAUGAGAUCAUCUUUCCAGUGAACCAAUAUCGGUAUUUCUGUGCUUAAACCUAGCAGCUCGAAAGCAUGCCAGUGAAAGUAGCUAAAUAGGUACUGCUGUGGCAGGAAGGUAAACAGCGUUUCCGGACACUCUGGCUUCCAUCACGGUGUCCCGUUGCGCCAGAAGCGGUUUAGUCAUGCUGGCCACACGAUCUAGAAAGCUGUCUGUAGUCAAACGCUGGCUCUGUUGGCCUGAGAAGCGAGACAAGCAUAGUCGCCCUUGACUGGAAUUAACCAUCCAGGGGUCCUUUACCUUUUUAUUUUAGUAGGGCUGUCAUAUGUCUGGAAUUUCCCAGGCACUGCCAUGAUUCGUCCGUCAAAAAUUGAAAUUGAAUUGAAAUACUUUAUUGUCACUUGUACAACUUGUAUACAGUGAGAUUACACCAGCAUCCCCCACUCAGCUCUCUUAGGCUUAAUUCCCCUCGUUUACUGACGCACACCCACCAAACCCGAAAGUCAGUUGCCCUGUUGUUAUCUUUUCAUUCAGCAGUCUAACAGCCCAGGGACAGAAGCUGUUCUUUACCCUGUUGGGGUGACUAAUCCUGCUUCUAUAUUUUUUGCUCGAGGGCAGGAGAUCAAGAAAGUGCUGGCCCGGGUGUGAAUAAUCAUCCCUGAGAAUUUUCCUCACUCUCCUGAGGCAACGUUCUUCCGCUAUUUCAUCCAGCGGAUUCAUGGGACAGCCCAUAAUAUCUUGCACUGUAUUCACCAUCCUCUGUAGGUACUUCCUAUCAGUUGGUGUCAAACCAGUGUACCACACCGUGACGCAGUAGGAAAGGACAUUUGAAAUGGCGUCUAGUUUGAAUUUUCGGUAAAAAUGUCCUGGGGAAACCCGGGCGAGUGGCAGCCCGCAUGAUUUUUUUCUGGGCAAAUUUCCUAAAAACUUCAUUUUGUUUUUGGAGAUUUCCCAGAAAAUAAUAUUAAUAAUAAUAAUUAAUAAUUUAUUAUUUAUACCCUGCCCAUCUGGCUGGGCUUCCCCAGCCACUCUGGGCGGCUUCCAAAUAAAUAUUAAAAUACUGUAAUACAUCAAACAUUAAAAGCUUCCCUAAAGAGGGCUGCCUUCAGAUGUCUUCUAAAAGUCUGGUAGUUGUUUUUCUCUUUGACAUCUGGUGGGAGGGCAUUCCACAGGGCGGGUGCCACCACCGAGAAGGCCCUCUGCCUGGUUCCCUGUAACUUGGCUUCUCGCAGCGAGGGAAGCGCCAGAAGGCCCUCAGUGCUGGACCUCAGUGUCCAGGUAGGACGAUGGGGGUUAACAACUUUGCCAAAUAAAGCUCAACAACGACCUGACGGCUAACCACAAGGGUCUCCAUCCUCUGUCCCCUUUCUUCAUUGCAGGAAUGCCUCAGGGCCUGCAAAACCAGCCUCUCAGAAGAAACCCCUGUUUUCCCCGGAAACGGCCACCUGCAGCCGCUGUCCGAGAGCAUCCGCAAGUACGUCAUGAGCCAUUUCCGCUGGAACGAGUUCGGGAAGGGCAACGGCACCGACCCGGGCCACAAGCGGGAAGAGUUUCCUCACGGUCCCGCCAUGGAUGCCCUUCCGGCUCGAGGCAGCUGGGAAACCGCUGGGCAGGGCGACCCGGAGACCCCUGAGAGGCAGGAAGGCAAGCGGUCGUACGCCAUGGAGCACUUCCGCUGGGGUAAGCCGGUGGGGCGGAAGAGGAGGCCCGUCAAGGUCUACCCGACGGCGGAGGACGGAGAGGAGGAGCUAGCCGAGAGCUACCCCCAGGAGUUCCGCAGGGACCUCUCCUGGGAGGCGAACCCCGAACUCGGCUCCCCCGAGGAGAACGGCGAGGGCACCCGGUCCGAGGAGGAGGAGGAAGAGGGUGGUGGCCCGCGACCCUGGGAGGCCAAGAAGGACGGCACGGCCUACAAGAUGCGCCACUUUCGGUGGAAUGUCCCCGCACCGCCCAAGAAGAAGCGCUAUGGCGGCUUCAUGAGCCCCGAGCGCAGCCACACGCCCCUAGUGACUCUUUUUAAGAACGCCAUCGUCAAAACGGCCUACAAGAAAGGCCAAUAG
Messenger RNA from Podarcis lilfordi (Lilford's wall lizard), 6534 nucleotides. Lineage: Eukaryota; Metazoa; Chordata; Lepidosauria; Squamata; Lacertidae. The record is from the annotation of a GenBank genome assembly.